AUGGCUGUCAAGCAAGGUCACCAUAGUGUACAGAGUUUGAUGCAUCGGCAUCGGACAGGACAAGAGCGCGUCGCAUUUACACAGCACGGAAUAGAGCAUAGAAUCUCGGAGACGACGCCGAAUCCUCCGCGCCGACCAAAACGCCCAACCGGGCCCUCUCCUUCGCGCGCUCCGUGCCCCUGCCCCCUUCCCCCCGCCGUCCUCGCGAGUCAGAUAGACGCCCACACCACCACCUUCCGCAGCUCCAUCUCAAAUUACAUAGCCGACUCCCGACUGCCCUCCACCCUCGACAGCGUGCGCGGCUACCUAAGCACGGUAACGGGGAUCGAAAUACUCACCCUGUUUGUCGAAGCCUUCGGUCUCCGCUACGAAGUAUUGCCCUUCCGCUACCUGACGACGCUCCCCGCCUUCCCCGCCCUCGGGACGUCCGAAUUGCCCCUCAAAGUCCCCGAUUUCUUCGCCCUGCUCACGACUGCGUUCUGGGGUCCGUUCGGCCUCUGGCUCUUAACGAGUGUCUUGCUGCCCCUAUUGGGCGGCUGGUUCAUCAACCUGAAAGGCGAGGGCGGGUACGAUGCCGUCAGUUUCAAUGCCGUCAAGGCGAUCACGGCGUGGGUGGUAUACGUGAGGGGUGGCGGACCGAGCGCGAGCACGCGGGUUGUGGAGAGGGGGGGUCCCGGGGGGCAGUACGGGGAUGCUUGUGGGGGCCGGGGCUGGGGCGUUGGCGGGGAUUUAUGA
Messenger RNA from Letharia columbiana, 735 nucleotides. RefSeq lists its product as uncharacterized. The record is from RefSeq and is a predicted model, not a curated record. The transcript is spliced from 2 exons. Gene Ontology annotation, cellular component: membrane. Bases 1 to 735 code for a protein of 244 amino acids. NCBI's taxonomy places the organism in Eukaryota, Fungi, Ascomycota, Lecanoromycetes, Lecanorales, Parmeliaceae.